UGUCCGCUCUGUACUGCUCUCCUCCACCACCUUCACCUUGACGGCCCUCUGCUCAUCCAGCGUCUUCAAUGGCUUGACAGUGCCCAAGGGCCGCCUCUCCGCUAGCUAGCAUUCUCUUCACCGCUUGCUUCGAUGGGCAACGCUCCUUCCUCGUCAUCUCGCGUGCCCCUCGGCGGCUCCCUCCUUGAGGAGCUGCAUGAUAUCCAGUACGAGAAGUCAAUCGGAGCCUCUCGCUUCCUCAAGGCCAUCCGCGCUCGUCAUGCACACGGCAAAAUCGUCGUCAAGACCUUCGUAAAGCCAGAUGCAUCUUUGACUCUGCGUCACUUGGUUCGCAGGCUGCGCAAAGAGAGGGAGACGUUGGCGGAUGUGCCCAAUGUCCUCACGUACCAGCAGGUCGUGGAGACGGAUCGAGCUGGGUACUUGAUCAGGCAGUGGCUGUCAAGCAGCCUCUACGACCGAAUCAGUACUCGUCCAUUCCUCACCACCAUCGAGAAGAAAUGGGUCACUUACCAACUCCUCUUCGCCAUGAAGGCGUGCCGGGAGCAUCAGAUUCCCCAUGGCGACCUCAAAACGGAGAACGUAAUCGUCACCACGUCACUCUCCGUCUUUGUGACCGACUUUGCUGCCUCAUUCAAGCCCACCUUCCUGCCCUUGGACGAUCCGGCGGACUUCUCCUUCUUCUUCGAUACCUCUGGCCGCCGAACUUGCUACAUCGCGCCAGAGCGCUUUUAUACGGCUGAUUCCGACAUCGCGAGACAAAAAGCAAGCAUGAGAGGUGGCGGUUCGAGCGCAGUAGGCAAUACCUCGAUCACCACAUCGAGCGAUCCGUUCAGCGAGAUCCUCGGCUUGGGGAAGAGGGACGGCAAGGUGACAGAGGCCAUGGACGUCUUUGCGCUAGGCUGCGUCAUCGCUGAGCUUUGGCGGGAUGGCACGCCUACUUUCAGUCUCUCUCAGCUCUUCAAGUACCGAGAGAAGCAAUUCGACCUCGAAGCGGCAGUGGCCGAGAUUGCAGAGCCCUCAGUACGGGCGAUGGUGCUCGAGAUGACGGCGCUUCAGCCGGAGAAGAGAGCGACCUUCGCGCAUCACUUUGAACAGGCCAAUCAGAGAUGCUUCCCGAGAUCGUUCUCGGCCUUCUUGCAUCCCUACCUCGUCGAUCUGCAACGCUUCAUGCCGCCGAGCAAAGCUACGAGGCAGGCACAACGUGAUGCAGCGGCGGCCCUCCCGAGAGCAUCUGUACCGUUCGCAACGACGAGCGGGCGGUCGACCACAUCGGCAGAUCACGACGUCCAAUCAGCCAUACUUGACGAAGACCUGGUCGUUCGCAGGCAGGCUGAUGUGCACAUCGAUCGACUAUGGUCAGAAUGGUCCGUCAUCAUCGACUACCUCAACGAGGAGGAAGGGGUAGUGCAAGAAGAGCGCAGUCAGCUAGGCGGUGACGAGGAUGGCUUCACACACGGCGAGCGAGAGGCGGCUGAGCAUUCCCUGCCCGCCCAGCUGGGAAUUCCUGGCAUCCCGAGCUCGAUCCUCUCAACGUACCGCCGGCACCCCCUCGAAGACGACGGCCCCGCGCUAGUCAUUCUCUCUCCCCUCCUCGCCAACCUUCGCAACGCACUCCGCGCUACCUCAAAGCUACGCGCCCUCGACCUUCUCCUGCACCUCUCCGCCGGCUGGCUGACUGACGAAGCCAAGUUGGACCGCGUACUUCCCUACGUGGUCGCCCUCUACGAUGACAGCAACGCAAAUGUGCGCGCUGCCUCCAUCAGGGCAAGCGUGCAGAUCCUCCUGCUCGUGGACGGCUUAACCCCGGCAAAUGAGAACGUCUGCUCAGAGUACGUCUUCCCCAAUCUGCGGCGCCUCGCCUCCGAUCCAUCGCCGAUGGUGCGGACAGCGUACGCUGGCGCCUUCUCACACCUUAUCACGGCAGCGGAGCGCUUCAUCCAGCAAGGGCAAGCCUUGCAAGCCUCAGGAGCCCUCGCGGCGGAUCAAGACGGCUACGAUGACCUGCUGCUGAAGCCGACAAGCCAGGAGGCAAGCUAUGAUGCUCAAAUGCAGGAUCUACGCGCUUUUGCGCAGGAUCAGGUCACGACACUCCUUACGGACCCCAACGCUGCGGUGAAGCGCGCCCUGCUCACUCGCAUCGACCCCAUCUGCCACCUCUUCGGGCCUGCUGCGACGAAUGACGUGCUGCUCAGCCAUAUGAUCACAUACCUGAACGAUCGGGACUGGCUGCUGCGCGAUGCUUUUUUUGAUGCGAUUAUCAGCGUUGCCCUCGUCGGUGGGGCGAGGAGUGUGGAUGAGUACAUCGUGCCACUUAUGCUGCAGGCUCUGGCAGAUGCAGAAGAGGCGGUCACAGUGCGCGUGUUGGACGGGCUGGCGAGAUUGAUCACCUCGUCUCCCAGCUUGCUGGCCAAGACAAGACUCUACGAGCUCAUCGCAAUGACGCAGGGAUUCCUCUGUCAUGCCAACCUCUGGAUAAGGCAGAGCGAGGCACGCUUCCUCGAGGCGGCCUUUGCAACCCUAGACACGACGGAUACCUGGAUCGUGGCUUACCCGUCGCUCCGGCCACUGCUCAAGCACGACAUGCAGACAAUUACAGCAGCCUCGCUCCUGGAGACAGCCAAGCCGCCAUUGAGCCGCAACAUUCUCAAUGCCGCGCUAGUAUGGGCUGGGUCGGCGAACAAGACGAGCUUCUGGACCGCAGCUGCGGAGAGCCAGUCCAAGGCCGGUCUAGCAGACGGGUUAGGCAAUGAAGGACUGCACCUCAUCUCCGGCACUUCAGUGGCGAAGACGCCUAUCCCUCGUACAGACGAGGAUGACGGGUACAUGGAUAAGCUGCGCGCUCAAGGUCUGACCGUGCAGGAUGAGACAAAGCUGUUUGCGCUUCGGGACUAUCUUUGGCGACUUGCGAGUGGGGCAGGACGAAGACGCAUGGGUAACAGCGAGUCAAGCAGCGAUCUGCUUGGCGCCUUACCUAGUGAUAGGGCGCCUGGCGUCCAGACAUUAGAAGGCGUCACGCCGCAGACCAUCUUCUUCACUCACAAUAGUAGCAACAACGCUACUGGCGCCACGAGCAGCAGCGCUGGUACGGUUAGCUCAUCACGAGCGCCAUCCAUCGCCGAGAACUCCGACCCAUCCAGUCGCCGCCUACGCCCACCAUUUGGCAGUCAUCGCGUCCUCAGCGACGGGUCGUAUAGCCAACCAGGCCGUGAAGAGCUUCGUCGGCGCAUGGCAUCCACCUCGUCAGCAUGGGGCUCUCUAACACCGCGCCUGCCUCAAGGCUCUGCGCUUGCGUCGACACGCGCUGCCUCCUCUGUUUCAAGCCCACGCUCCGUCUCCUCUCAAACAACACGGCUCGGUAUCAGCAAAGCAAGUCCCGCGGUCGCGGAGAUAUCGACUACAGCAACGGGCACGAUGAGUGAGCUCUCCUCCAGGCUGCAGUCGGUGCAGGUUGGUGACAGCAGCGAGGGCAGGGGCAGCGAGACAGGGGGUAACGACGGACGCGGAGAUGUCGGCUCCGACGCACGCACCGCUCGCCCGAGUGACGCCCCCUUUGUUUCGACGUACAAUGGCUCAGACCCGCACAUCCAAGCGCAUCUGGAGGCGGUCUUCGUGCGCAACUUUCGCGAUCGAGCCUUGGAUCUGGCGCCCAAGGUGUCAACAUCGCGCAGACGUCCAGCAGGCGGGCGCGUCGCCUCUUCACAACUAUCUUCUACGAGCUCUACUGCAGCCUCUGGCAGCGCUGGCAUGUCGCGUCGUCCCGAGGGCAAGCUGAUUGCCUACUUCAACGAGGAUACCUCCCCAAUUACCUCCAUUGCCGUCUCAAGCGACCACAUCUUCUUCGCGAGCGGAUCCGAGGACGGCACAAUCAAGGUGUGGGACUGCGCCAGGCUCGAGAAGAAUGUCACCUCACGCUCGCGUAUCACGUACGGCGCGCACCAAGGCCGCAUUACGGCUCUGCUUGCGCUGACGGGCACGCAUUGCCUUGUCAGUACGGCGACUGAUGGGAGUUUGCAUGUCUGGCGGGUAGAUGUGGCUGCAGGCAGCCUGCCCAGGUAUGGCAAGCCGCGUCUGGUCAGCAACUUUCAAUUGAGCACGCCCGGGGAGUACGUGACCGCGGUCAUGCAAAGUAGCGCGAGCGCAAGCGGCAACAAUGGCGGUGGAGAUGGCUCAGCAUCCACUUCUCCAUCGACGGCACCAAUGGCUACCCGCCUCAUACUUGGCACCUCUCAAUCCCGCAUUACGAUACUCGACCUUCGCACAAUGCAAGUACUACAAGCGCUUCGCAAUCCUGCGCACCUAGGUCCCAUCACAUGCAUGUGCGCCGACAAGCGGCGCCUUUGGUUGCUCGUGGGAACACUUGGAGGAAGUGUGGUGCUGUGGGACCUUCGCUUUGGGUUGUUGGUGAAGAGCUGGCGAGUCGGCCCUGCGGCAGGGGCAGCAGGGGACGUGAAGGUGACAGGUUGCGAGGUGCAUCCAAGUAAGGGAAGGGGGAGAUGGGUAUUGGUGAGCUGCGAAGCCAAAGUAGCUGCCAGCAGCUCGUCUUCCGAGGCACAGGCGCACACGCUCAUCGAGACGUGGGAUAUCGAUAGGGGUGUGCUCGUCGAGGCGUACGAGUGUGGGCCUGGAGGGAAGCCAUCUGAGCGGCGAGCGGCCGAGACGGCUGGCAGUGAUGUGGGCCUAUCGAGCCCCGCAGCGGCCAUCGAGCGGCUCCUCCGGCUUCGAGACGAGCGGGAGGAGGCCAAAGACGGCGGCAAGGCGGGCGCAGCUCUCCCUCAGCCAAGCUCAAACGUCAAGUCCUUCCUCGUCGGCGUUGAGGGGUACAGCUCAGGCCCUCUCGCGAACGUUGACACCAGCAGCAGUGGGCGUAGCAAGGGCGGUUCAGAGCGAGAAGGCGAAGACGUCGGAGGGAGCUGGCUGGACGCGGGCAAGCUGGCAGCAGAGGCUGAUGAGUCAGGGCAGAGAAGCGCGGCAAGCUCUGCUGCUACCACUGGGCCAGCAGGCUAUCUCCUCUCUGGCGGGGAAGACUGCAAGAUCCGCUUCUGGGAUCUGGGUCGACCGGAGCGCAGUGUCGUCUUCGGCGCUGUCGAGGACGGAAUUGAGACCAGCGCAGGCAAGCCGUCUUCUUCCAGCCCUGCCUUCCAGCUCUCCACCUCGAGCGCGGGCCCGAUGAUCUUCCACCACCGUACAGACGUUCAAAAGGCAGCAUCUGCAGCAUCGGCAGGCAGCACGCUCCGUUCACCUCUCCUGUCGCAGCAGCAGACGCAGCCUGCUCAAGCUCACAUGCGAGCGCACAGGGAUGCUAUCACAGCUCUGGCGGUCAUUGAGUUCCCUUUCAGAUGCGUUGUCGCGGGGGACAGGACGGGUGCGGUCAAAGUGUGGGAGUAGUAGUGGAGGCGUGCGAAACGAUUGCAAUGACAGAAGGGAUACCCCGCGCCAAGGAGAGAGAUUGCCCGCCGGUGUCGUGAUGAAGGACGAAGCGCACC
This is a messenger RNA of Jaminaea rosea, 5483 nucleotides long. RefSeq names its product WD40 repeat-like protein. Gene Ontology annotation, molecular function: ATP binding; protein serine/threonine kinase activity; protein binding. Gene Ontology annotation, cellular component: phosphatidylinositol 3-kinase complex, class III, type I; late endosome; phosphatidylinositol 3-kinase complex, class III, type II. The record is from RefSeq and is a predicted model, not a curated record. The transcript is spliced from 2 exons. The coding region runs from base 133 to 5385 and encodes 1750 amino acids. Gene Ontology annotation, biological process: macroautophagy; protein targeting to vacuole; protein phosphorylation. Lineage: Eukaryota; Fungi; Basidiomycota; Exobasidiomycetes; Microstromatales.